UUGAAGGGAAACCUGUCCUCAAAAAUCCACUCAAACAGACACAAUACGGUCGUUUCCCCACUGAACGAAAACAGGGAUGGCAAACAACCACAGAUAAACAGAAGAUGCAGUAUGCUGUGGAAGAUGCUGCUUACCUGAGCUGAAUAAAGGACCAGAUUCUCGCCUAUGUGCUGUGUUUUGGUGGGCUGUGUGGCCUCCUGGUCUCCACCUGCAUGACGGACUGGAAGAGCAGUGAGCACGGGAACGGGGAGACCACCACAUCGGUAGAUAGCGAGGGGCUGUGGAUGAGAUGCAGCUCGGGCUCCGGGACACAGAUCACCUGCACACCCUUCCCCUCCAUCCUGAAUCUGCCCACAAAGAUCAAGGUCUGCAGAGGACUGAUGAUCACCAGCAUUAUCCUUUGUUGCCUCGCUGCACUGCUCACCAUACCAGGCCUCAAAUGCACCAAGUGUCUGGACGAGAGCGAGCAGCUGAAGAGCAAAACUGCCAUAACAGGAGGAGUCCUGUUCAUUCUUGGUGGUCUGUGUGCCUUAGGAUUAAUCUCUUGGUUCGCUUACAAUGUUGCUGCAGAAUUUAAAUCCACCACCACUGGUCUGAUCAGGUACACAUUUGGAGACGCUCUCUAUGUUGGAGGAGCUGCAGCUUUGGUCUCCAUCAUUGGAGGUGCUCUCAUGUGCAUUAGCAGCAAACCUGGGAAGCAUUUCAGGUCACAUGUGGAAAAGCCUUCCCAGAAGUCCCAGAAUCAGGCCACAGCAUACGUAUAAAGACCUGCGGCUGCAUUGUCUAGGACAGUUCCUGAAGAGAAAGGCCCUGUCCACAUUUAUUAAAGUUAAAAAAAAACAGAAGAGUUUUUACACUGCAUUUUGGCAUCCGGUACUUUUUUGAAAUUGUCUUCGUAAUGUGUGCAACAGGUGGUUUUGCUUUGUCUUGUUGAAAUAUGCAUGGAUAUCCCUGCAGAAUUUGUUACUUUCAGAUCCAAAUAUCCUUUUCUGCUUGAUUUCAUAUUUCGACAUAUGAACAAAUUUAAAUACAUUGUUCAGUUACAAAUAUUUUGUGCAAUAUUUACAUUUAAAAUCCGUAAUUUUGUGAUGUAGGUAUGGUAGGUACUGUUGCCUAAAACAGGGCUAGCGUUUUCAUGAACAUUAAAUGAACAUGUGUGGCUCUGAGUGGUCCAGUGGAUUAAGGCACUGUCACUAUGAUCAGGAGAUCGCUGGUCCGAAUCCUGAUUAUGCAGCUAACUAUCAGCUGCCAGAGCCCUGAGAGCACAAUUGUCAUUGCCCUCUUUGGGUGGGUAGAUGUCUCUCUCUCCCUCCCCACAUCACUACUAAGGGUGUUGUCAGUCAGCACAAGGCGUCUGUGAGCUGAUGUAUUGGAACUUUUCCUCGGAGCACGCUGGCUUCACAUGUAUUGGAAAAGGCAUGUGCUAGUCUUCACCAUUCGGGUGUUGUGGCAUUAGAAGUGAUGUGGGGAGUACAGCUGAGUAGUUGAAUGAGUGGGAUAGCUAAAUUGGGGGAAAAAAAAUAAUAUGUGAACAGGGCCAAAACCUACCAGCGAAGAUAGUGAACACACUGUGAAGUCAUGUCAUUGUACAUAUGAUUAUAUCAGUUUUACAUUGCUGCCUGCGGUAAGAGUUAUGUUUUGCUGCACUGAUUUAGAUUGUUUGUAGAUUGUAUAAAUGCAAACAAACAGAAAUGAAUGGUUCUUUUAUUUAAUAUGUGUUUUUGUUAUAUAUAAAAUGACCUGUUCUGUAAUACAGUUGGUUUUUGGUGUAUAAUGUGAAUUUCUAACAUGUUUACUUAAUAAAUAAACUUAUUUUUUGUUCA
Molecule: messenger RNA, 1823 nt
Organism: Astyanax mexicanus (Mexican tetra)
Lineage: Eukaryota; Metazoa; Chordata; Actinopteri; Characiformes; Acestrorhamphidae
Product: claudin-19
Exons: 6
Coding region: 213-764 (183 amino acids)
Biological process (GO): cell adhesion; bicellular tight junction assembly
Cellular component (GO): bicellular tight junction; plasma membrane
Molecular function (GO): structural molecule activity
Source: RefSeq, a predicted model, not a curated record